AUGUUCAGAGCGGCCGCGUUUCCCAAAAUCGUCACCCGUGCAUCGCUCACCGCGAGGUUGGCCGUUCUUCGCACGCCGGGACCUACAUCAAUGCCAAUCAGAUUCCACGGUCAUGUGCAUAAGCCCAAAGCGGGCGAAGAACUGCAUGUCACUUUCAUUCUAAAAGACGGUACACAGCAGAAGUACGAAGUCUGUGCAGGAGACUCUCUGUUGGACAUCGCCCAGGCUCACAACUUGGACAUGGAGGGCGCGUGUGGAGGUUCGUGCGCUUGCUCGACGUGUCACGUGAUCGUCGAUCCAGAUUACUACGAUGCCCUAGAGGAACCGGAUGACGACGAAAACGACAUGCUGGACUUGGCCUACGGUCUCACCGAGACCAGUAGGCUGGGCUGCCAGAUCAAAAUGAGCAAGGAUAUAGACGGGAUUCGUGUGGCCCUGCCUGCGAUGACUCGCAACGUAAGCAGCUCUGAUUUUGAGUGA
Molecule: messenger RNA, 480 nt
Organism: Lachancea meyersii CBS 8951
Lineage: Eukaryota; Fungi; Ascomycota; Saccharomycetes; Saccharomycetales; Saccharomycetaceae
Source: the annotation of a GenBank genome assembly